Leopardus geoffroyi (Geoffroy's cat) is the source of this 5307-nucleotide messenger RNA. It is a transcript of the gene TOB2, whose product is annotated as transducer of ERBB2, 2. Lineage: Eukaryota; Metazoa; Chordata; Mammalia; Carnivora; Felidae. Gene Ontology annotation, molecular function: transcription corepressor activity. Bases 1379 to 2386 code for a protein of 335 amino acids. The record is from RefSeq and is a predicted model, not a curated record. Gene Ontology annotation, cellular component: nucleus; cytoplasm. The transcript is spliced from 2 exons. Gene Ontology annotation, biological process: regulation of gene expression.
GUAAUUGGGGGCCAGAGGCGGCAAGUGGAAGGUUAACGUGGCGCUAGGCUCCAUCGCCUCCCCUGCCUCCUGCUCAGUGUGGCUUGGCCCCGGUUUCCCCUUCGCCCUCCCUUCGACAUUAGCAUCCCCCGACGAGGCCCGAGGCGCUGGGAAGACUCGAGCCAGCCCGAAUGUAGGAGCGAAACGUUUCUAAAGCUCGCGCCGUCCCGUCAAAGGACAGUAACUGGGACAGUGCGAGAGCCGUGGGGGGUGGUCGGACGGUUAGACGCCCACAACCGGAGGGACUCGCCAAGGUGCCCUGGAGUAACGGGUCGGGCGACCGUCAGCGCCUGGGCAGGUGUAGGGCCCAAGCCACGGAAGUUGGGGGGAGAGAGUUACCCCUCCCCGCGACAUCCAUUCAUCCAACACGUCUGAAGUGAACAACUUGGUUCCAGUUCAGGCCCCUGCCCUCCCGGAGCUCGCUGUCUACCUGGGGAGAAACACUGUACCCAAUACGCACACUUUCAAAGUGAUCUGGGGCAUGAAGAAAAUAACUGUGGCACGGCGCUGUGAUGGGGAGGGGAAGCGGACAGCGUUACAGGCCGGCCAAAGGCAGCUUUGCUGGCGUCUGGGCUGGGAUCUGAGUGAGAAGAGGCCAGCCAUGGGACCGCGGGCGAAAGGAGGUCGCGGAGCACCCCCGGGUGGCACACGGCGCUUCGGGCCGCGCUGCGCGAGGGGUUAGGCCUCCCGGCGUGCUGAGAAGUAGUCCCGGCUCGGCGCCCGGCCCCGCCCCUGCAGGGCGGAGGGACGCAUCACGCAGGGGUGGGGAAGCCGGAUCCAUGCGCAGGGUUGCUAAGGGUGAAACUUUUCAUUGACUUUGCUCACUUCGGGCCGGGGCGCGGGAAGGUGCGGGUCGUUGCCGGAGAGAAGCGAGUGGCUCGGGCGACGUGGGGCCAGAAGGGCAGGACCGCCCGCUGGCCAGAGCCCGGACCGUCCUCCGCCCUGCGACACGAGCCGCCCUUCGGUCCGACAUCCCCGCGCCGUCGCCGCCGGCCGGCCCGCCCGCCUUCCGUCCCCCCUUGGCCGAGCCUGACCUCCAAAAAGCUGAAAGAAUUAUUAUUGAGAAUCAUAGCCCCAAACUCCCUUACUUGCUCCCAACCUUCAACGAAGAAAAAGACCCAUCAGCUUCCGGCCCGGCGGCGCCCGGGAAGGAAGAAAGAACGACCACCGUACCGCACCCCGGACUACCCUGGAAGGGAGAAGCCACCCUGAACCGCCCCGCCGCCGCGGAGACCCGAAGCUCUCUGGAGCCCAAGGCUGCCUAUCUUACGUCACCUGCCACUGCCCUUGGUUUGCACUCUUGCCGUGAGCUGACUCGCCACCUAGGAAAGCAAGGACCAUGCAGCUGGAGAUCAAAGUGGCCCUGAACUUUAUCAUCUCCUACUUGUAUAAUAAGCUGCCCCGGCGCCGGGCAGACCUGUUUGGGGAGGAGCUUGAGCGGCUCUUGAAAAAGAAAUAUGAAGGCCACUGGUACCCUGACAAGCCACUGAAGGGCUCUGGCUUCCGCUGUGUUCACAUCGGGGAGAUCGUGGACCCCGUGGUGGAGCUGGCCGCCAAGCGGAGCGGCCUGGCAGUGGAGGAUGUGCGGGCCAAUGUGCCUGAAGAGCUGAGCGUCUGGAUCGACCCUUUUGAGGUGUCCUACCAGAUCGGUGAGAAGGGAGCCGUGAAAGUGCUGUACCUGGAUGACAGCGAGGGCUGUGUUGCACCAGAGCUGGACAAGGAGUUCAAGAGCAGUUUCAACCCUGAUGCCCAGGUCUUUGUGCCCAUCGGCAGCCAGGACAGCUCCCUUUCCAACUCCCCGUCACCAUCCUUCGGCCAGUCACCCAGCCCCACUUUCAUCCCCCGCUCCGCCCAGCCCAUCACCUUCACCACUGCCUCCUUCGCUGCCACCAAGUUUGGCUCCACCAAGAUGAAGAAGGGGGGUGCGGCAGCAAAUGGCGGGGGCAUGGCCGGCGGCGGGGCAAGUGGCCAGCAGCCUCCCCAGCAGCAGCCCCGCAUGGCCCGCUCUCCCACCAACAACCUGCUGAAGCACAAGAGCCUCUCUUUGUCUCUGCACUCGCUGAACUUCAUUGCGGCCAACCCGGCCCCUCAGUCCCAGCUCUCCCCCAAUGCCAAGGAGUUCGUGUACAACGGGGGCUCUCCCAGCCUCUUCUUUGACGGGGCCGAUGGCGGGGGCAGUGGGGCCGGCACGUGCAACAGCAGCGGCUUCGACGUGGCCCAGGUAUUUGGAGGCGGCGCCAACAGCCUCUUCCUGGAGAAGACCCCCUUCGUGGAAGGCCUCAGCUACAACCUGAGCACCAUGCAGUACCCCAGCCAGCCCUUCCAGCCGGUUGUGCUGGCCAACUGACCGCCCACCCGCCACGGGGCCAGGAGCGCCCAAGACCACAGAAAAGAGAAAGGAAAAGAAAGGCCAAAAAAAGAGGAAAAGAAAAAUACACAAAAAGAUUUCCAGUCUUCGCACUCUGGCUUCUAGAAAAAAGAUCCGGUCCAGGCAUGGAGUGGGAGGGGGCUCCUGAAGCAUCGAAUCUGUUGAACUCAACCCCCUGCUGCUUUCCUGCCUGCCUCUGAUUUAUUUGAUUGGUUUGGGUUUUAUAUUUUUUCUUUUUUUUUUCUUUUUUCUUUUUUUUUUUUUUUUUACAUGUAGUUUUCUAUAUAACAUCUUUAAUUAGUGGCUUCCUGUGCUAAGAAUGGUCCAGAUGUGAAUUGCUGCUCCCUGUUCCCUCCCUCCCUCCCUCCCUCACACUGUUGAGGAUCGAGUGUCCUCUCUCACAGGGAAGGAAGAGCCGGAAGAGGCGCAGCUGGGGCCUGACCCUGCCCAGAGCAGGGAGAGGCUGCCUUGUGUCACUGCCUCUAUCACCCAGCUAUCCUUUUACUCAAAGCCAUCCAACCUCAGAGGGCCUUCUUGGGCCCUGCCACCCAAAUAGGUCUGACCCCAGCACCCACCCCCCCUGCCUCUCAGGCCUGAGACACGGGGAGCUGCUGACUGGCGACUUGACACCCUCCCACUAGAGCUGACGUCUGUGACUCCAGGUAGCACUCUGUCUGGUGGAACUGCUUUCAUCUCUGUCCUGUGUUCCCACGCCACCAUCCCCAUCUGGCUCGGACUAUCAUCGUGGCCCUGGAGACCCAUCCGCUGACACAUGUGGCUCUUCAUGCAGCCCCUUGUUCCCGGGGCCUGAGGUUUUGGGUAAUGGGGGGGGGGGCAGGUGCGGGUGUGUGUGCGCGCGCGUCCACGUGCGUGGUUUGCUGUCCUGUUUUAAAGGAUUCCAAGCCAUGUGAAACUCCCCCCGCGCCCCCCCCCCCCCCCCGACAUGAUUCCAGGUUGCAGCAAGUGCUUAUUUAUGUAGGAGGUUGGGGAAUGGGCCGGGCGGGUGGUCAGUCCUUUUGUAGGGUGGGUCACGUGGUGGGGUGAGACUGCGGCUGAGCCUAAGACACUCCCAGGGGAAAAUACUGCAGAAGGAACUGGUUUCCAGACUGCGGAGGGAUCUGCACUUUUGUUUUUGACCAAAAAAAAAAAAAAAAGAAAAAAAAAAGAAAAGAAAGAAAAAAAAGGGUUAGCUGUGAGGGGCUGAGGGAAUACCAGCCCCUGAUGCCUAAGAGAAGUCCCUGGACUCAGAUCCUCCUAUUUGGUGACCUUAACCCAGGGUGGGAGCCGCUCACCUGAGCACCCUGGAGGGGGGGUGGGAGUUUGGGUCAGUGCCUACAGUGGGCAGUCCUGAGCCUUCAAUUGAGACUAGUCUUUUGGUUGUAGAUGUUAUUUUAGUAUGUUUCUGCCCCUGCCUGCAUGAGAACUUCUUGGUACCUCUUGGCAUCCCCUCUUACUGGCUGACCCGGUCCCACUUGGCCUUGAUGCCGUGAGGAGUGGUUUCCCGGGCAGGCCAGGUUGGACAGGCAUUUGACUAUGGCAGGCGGUGUGUGUGGAUUAUAAGAGAGCACCAGCUCCUGCCUCUGCCGGAAGAGGAGAUGUUUCUCCCACCCAACCCUAGUGAACCAGCUUUCACGCGGUGAUGCUUUGGCUGGUGGGCCACAUGGCGGCAGGGCCCCCGUCACCAAAAAGUACCAAAGCCCUUGGCACCCCACCCCACCCCCACCUCCUCAGUGACCCCCCAAGUGGGCAACCGCUGUGGCAGUGGGUCCGGCCCAGACAGACACUGCCAGCCUCCCCUCCCUGCAGUGGGCACCAGCUCUACCUCCCCCAGCGGGGCAAUGCCCUGGCUCCUCAGCCCGGUAUCCUCUGUCCCCUAUGCUUCUCAGGGGCCAGCCCCAUCCGGGCCACCCUCUCCCUAGCCCUCAGCUCCCACGCAAGUGACAGGCCCAGGCAGAUUGCUGCUCUCUGGGAAAGGUUGGACGCUGCCUUAUUUAUGCCCUCUUCCAGCCCCCCUUUCCCUCACUCACGUGCACAGGUACCUACCACCCCCCAGUCAGCUUGUUUCUCACCACAUCUAGGGAGAGGGGGAGACCGACCCCUUAGUGUCUUUUGAAAUACGAAGAAAAAUAAAAAUGUUUGUUCAGGAGCAUGGCUCCAGUGCUGGACUCUUGGGCCCGGUUCAGUCUGUCUCGUCUCAGAUCUAGGCAUUUUUGCUUCAAUUUUAUUUUUUUUAAGGAAACAAAAACAAAACUCUGCACUAAUUUACCUGGUUUCGUAGGAAAACUUUUUUUUUAUUUUUUACAUUUUUUGGUGUCCGUUUGUAUUGAAUAAUUUGCUACAUUUGUAAAAUGUAAGAGGUAUAUAUAAUAUAUGUAUAUUUCUAACGUAAAAAACGUAAUUUUUUUCUUUUCAAGAUUUUUUCUUAAGAGGAGAGAAACGAUAUUUUUUCAGGAAAAACAAACUUUAAAAUAAAAAAAGAGGAGAAUUAAACCUAUUUCUCCCCUUUCCCCAUCCUCUCUCUGUCUGUCCCUCUUUCCCAGGAAUAAAUCAAAAGGUGGAUCGUCUUGUAAAGAAUGUAAACUCUUAGUCCAGAAUGAUGUAUUUUUCUCGAUGCAGUGAGCUAUAGAUUCUCUAGUUUGACCCCUAGGGAUGGGAAGGAGGGCAUUGAGGCAACGUGGAGAGGAGCUUGGGGGAGCAGGGUAAUGAACUUGUUUUCUUUAGUGAAGGAGGAAUACAAUCAAGCGUUUUGUAUUCAGAAUGUUGUGCAAUAUUUUGGAAUGGGACAUUGGUGUGUUUAGAGAUUUAGUUUAAAAACAAAACAAAAAGAUUGAUCAAAUCUGUACAGUUUAUAUUGUUCCAGAUUUUUUUAAGUUUGUAUUAAAAGCAUGAUAUAUAAUAGC